Molecule: messenger RNA, 1167 nt
Organism: Penicillium concentricum
Lineage: Eukaryota; Fungi; Ascomycota; Eurotiomycetes; Eurotiales; Aspergillaceae
Product: lactonase family protein
Exons: 2
Coding region: 1-1167 (388 amino acids)
Molecular function (GO): 6-phosphogluconolactonase activity; protein binding
Source: RefSeq, a predicted model, not a curated record
AUGUUUCGCUAUCUUUCUUUCUUCGUCUCCCUGGCAGCUGCCACGAACCUCUAUGCCACUCACUAUGACGGCAGCAUCUACACACUCUCUUUCGAUAGCAGAAACUCGCUUUCGAUUGCUUCGUCUUUGAAAACAUGUGGUGAUGCCCCCAGUUGGCUUACGUUUGAUUCGUCAACGCGCACACUCUAUUGCUCAGACCAUGCAGGCAAUACGACUAUGAAUGGCUCGUUGAGCUCCUACUCCGUGAAUCAGCAUGGGAGACUGACAGAGCUCGCGAAGACCGUGGACGUGGGCGCCGCAGUCCACAGCACUAUGUAUGGGGGUAUGCACGGGCACAAAAAGUAUUUGGCUGUUGCGCAUUACGGCGGUUCCGCCCUUUCGACCUUUGCCCUGCCCCUUAGGUCCGAUAAGGAGCCUUUACAGGUCUUCCGCUACCAAAUGUCCCAGCCCGGUAUCAAACCUCAGCAGGAUGCACCGCACCCGCACCAGGUGAUCCUCGAUCCAACCGGUUCUUUCAUCCUUGUUCCCGAUUUAGGCGCCGAUCAGGUUCGUGUGUACGCCAUUGACCAGCACUCGGGACGCCUGAAUGUGUGCCCUAGUCUGAAUUACACAGCCGGUAGUGGACCACGACACGGAUUGUUCUGGAAGUCCAAACACUCGGACUCAGAGCAAGCUCCAGUGACUAUACUUUACACCGUCAGUGAAUUAGGCGGUCACUUCAAUGCGUUCGAUGUCUCUUACUUGUCCUCCGGUUGUCUCGCAUUCCGGGAAACUCAAUCCUUUGUGCCAUACCAAGGCGGACAGUUACCGGCUGGGGCUGCGCCGGCGGAGCUUCGUAUGGCUGGGAAUUCUCUUUAUGCUUCGAUUCGCUUUGAUGAAGGAUUCCCUCCGAAUGAUUCCAUGUCGACCUUGGCUCGUUCCUCCAAUGGCACGGUGACUUUCAGCCAAAUCACCUCUUCAUAUGGCACAAUCCCCCGCACUUUGGUCGUCAAUAAGAAGGGUACUCUGGUGGCUAUUGGGAACCAGGCUUCAUCUAAUGUAGCCAUUGUCGCAAGGAAUCCGCGGAGUGGAGAACUCGGCAAACUACUCGCCAACUUGCAGGUUGGACAGCCCGGCCAGGCUAGUAAUUCGUCGACGGGUUUGAGCAGCAUCAUCUGGGAAGAGUAA